Molecule: messenger RNA, 3630 nt
Organism: Candida albicans SC5314
Lineage: Eukaryota; Fungi; Ascomycota; Pichiomycetes; Serinales; Debaryomycetaceae
Exons: 1
Coding region: 1-3630 (1209 amino acids)
Source: RefSeq, a predicted model, not a curated record
AUGACCAUGACCAUGACCGUAGAUAUUACUGGUUGUCAUAAAUUACUUGAACAAUUAUAUCAUGACACUAUUAAUCAAAAUACAAAUUUAAUGGAAAUAUUAAGUAUUGUUAAAUCAUCUACUACUAUCACCACAACCACCAAAUCUUCUUCACUUCCAACUAUUGCCAGAGGUUUACAAACAAAACAUUCUAAAUUAUUAUCAUUAAUUAAUCAAAGUUUGAAAAAUUUACAAAGUCAUCCUACUAAUGAAAAAGAUAUUUUCAAAAGUUUUAUUAAUGAAUUUAUUAUUUGGAUUGAUGGUGAUAAUACUUUAAAUUUAUUUGAUAAAUAUUCUUUUGAAUUGAAAUCUCAAAAACUUUGUGAUUCAAUCACUGAACGUAUCAUUAAUUCCCCCAUUGAUAAUUUAAUUAAUCUUAUAACAUUUAUUGAUUCUUGUGAAUAUCAUUUACGUAAUCCAUUUAUACUUGAUAAAUUGACUAUUAUCACCAAAAAAUUACAUGAAAUUAUCACUAAUCAUGAUAAUGAUGUUUAUUAUAAAAAAUUAAAUAAUAUUUUGUUUUCUAAUGUUAAACCAUUUACAUCAAAUUUGAUGAAUAUUGAUAAUAAUACUUUUGAUGAAUUAGUUUCAAGUUAUUUCACCAUUGAUCAAAUAAUCGAUAGAACUGCCGAUGCUAAAUUGUAUUUGGGUGAUAACAAUAAACCCAUUGAAUUAAUGUUGUUAGAUCUUGCUGGUACCGGGAUUUAUAAUUCAUUAGCAAUUUUAUCAAUUGAUUAUAAUGAUGAUGAUGAUGAUGAUGCUGAUGUUGAUGUUGAAAUUUCUCGUUCAUUAAUGUAUCCACCAUUUAGAAUCAAUGAAUUAUCAUUAUUAAAUACUUCUAAUUCAAUUAUACUUAAAUCUAUUGAUUUUUUAUCAUCACCAAUAACAAGAACAACCACCACCACCACCACUACUACUACUACUACUACAGAAAACGUUAUAACUAUCCAUUGUGAUGAUACUGAAUUAAUACAAAUAUGGGUACUGAAUUUAUCAAGAAUUUUCCCCAUUCAACGUAACAACUUUACUACCACUACUACUACUCCUGGUGAUGAUAAAUUUUUACUUGAUUCUCAUCAUUCAAGUCCAAUUAAUAUGACUGGAUUAGGUAUUAAUGUGAUAUCUGAUUCUGAACUUAAACAAAAUAUGUCAUCCCUAGAAGAAGAAGAAGAAAGCAUUAGUACUCCUUCAACACCAGAAAGAAGGACAAUUCCAUUCAGAGAAUUGAUUGAUAGUCCUACACCUACACCACUUAAAAAAAAUAGCCCAUCAUCAAAUGAUGAAGAGGAAGAAGAAAUUAACGAAAUUGUGGAUAAUUCUGGUUCAACAUCUAAUUCUUCAAUAACAAGUAAUGACGAUGAUAACCAGGUCAACAACAACAACAAUAAAGUCAAAUUACAAUCACAAUAUGAUCGUACUGUUCCAUUAAUUAAAAAAACAUUAUCUUAUAAUCAUCAAUUAGAUGAAGAUGAAGAUAACGAUGAUGAAAAAUAUUUUCAAAUCAUUAAUCGAAAGAAAAUAUCUGAUGAAUUUUCUUGUCAUGAUGAUCAAAUUGAAAAUAGACCAAAAUCAUCUCGUGGUGAAGUUUUAACCUAUAAUGAAAAUGAUAAUGAACCAUCACCUAUAGGUAGUGAACAACCAUCAGAUAGUGGUGAAGAAGACGAAGAUUUAAUAUCAACUAAAGAAAUUCAAUUGAUUGAACCAAAUGUUCCAUAUCAUAAACCAUCUUUAGCUAAUUCUGCUCCUGAAUUGAAUUUGAAAUCAAAACAAACUCCAGUGGAACAGAAUACUACUACUACCACUACCACCACCACCACCAAAUUGUAUCAACUUUCUACUGGUUCAGCAGUUGAUAUUAAUAAUUUUGGUAAAAAUUAUAAACCAUCAUUUAUUCAACCUAUUCAUAAUAAUGAUUCCAUGAAUUCAUUGAUAUCAUCUAAUAAAAGUAAUAAACAAAAAUUAAAGAAAAGAAGAUCAUUUUUUGAUUUAUUUAAAAGAUCAUCUAAGUUGAAUCUUAUUGAUGAUACUCCAGGUUUUGAAAAUAUUCCAACUAUCACUACAACAACAGCUACUACCACUACUACUAAUAAACCUGAAAAGCAUGAAACUAUCAGUCGUACUGUUAUAGAAGAAGAAGAAAAUGCUGAUUCUAAACCAAUUAGUAAACCUAGUUCUGCAUUACCUAGUCCAUUUGCUUUACCUUCAUCUACUUCAACUUAUUUUUUCAAACAAUAUAAAGAAAAUGGAUCUUCAUCAAUUAGUUUAAAUAAAACUCGUUCAACAAUUUCAUUAGUAUCACCACCAGAACAACAACAACAACAAAUAAUAGAAGAAGAUGAAUUAAUUAUACCACAAGAUUUAAAAGAUAUCAUUAAUCAAGAUUCUACUAUUGAUUUUUUCAUUUCCCCAACAACCUCAACAUUAACCUCAACCUCAUCAUCUUCCUCCUCUUUUUCUUCCUCAUUAAAAAUAUCUAAAUGGAAACAUCAAUAUGGGAAAUGGGAAAUGCUUACAAUUUCAGAAAAAAUUUUUAUUAAAAUAGUUAUUAAUUAUCAAUUACAAAAAUGUUGGUUUAUUGUAUUUAAAGAAGAAGAAACCGAUGAAGAAAAAGAAGAAGAAGAAGUUGAUGAAAUAAUUGAUAAACCAAUAUUAUUAUUAGAUAUUUCACCCAAUUUUACAAAAAUUCGUAAAUCUUCAUCAUCAGCACUUGAUUUACAAAUAUCUUCAAAAAAUUCUAUAACUAAUGAAAAAAUCUUGAUUAUGAUUAGAUGUAAUUCUGGAAAUUUAGCUAAUGAUAUAAUCAAUAAUAUUGAAAAUGCCCUAGGUGUGUUAUUAUCCACCACUUCCACUUCAACUUCUUCUUUAAGGACAAUAAUGAAAAGCAAUAAUAGUUAUGGAUCUUUGAAUACAUCUAAAUUAAUGAAUUCUGAUAAUACAUUAGCAUCAUCAAUGAUGGAUUUAAAUCAAAGUAACAACAACAACAACAGUACGAGUCAUUCAUCUACCUAUACUAGUUUUUCAUCAUCAUUUGGAACUCCACAACAGCCACCACCACCACCACCACGAAAACAAUCUUAUUCAUUAUCAUCAUUGGAUGGUAAUGAAAUUUAUAAUGCCAAUAUUAUAAAUAAUCCACACACUAUUCAUAUUAAUAAAAUUAAUCAAAUGCAAAUUCGUCUCCAAAAAUUACAGCCCAACAAGGGAGUUGAUGACGAUGAUGACGAUGACCACGAUGAUGAUGAUUAUCAACGAUUGAUGAUUUAUAAUCCAUCAUCUUGGAAAAUAUUAUCAAUGUAUAAAUUAAAUGUUGAUCAAUUAAUUGAUGAUUUAACUCAAAGAACUUUCUAUUAUUUUAAAUUAAUCAAUGAUGAACAACACCAACAACAAGAAGUGGAAAAAGUGGAAGAUGAGUUUAGAUGGUUGAUUUCUGAUGAGAUGAAAUUUCAAGUAUUAGAAAAAAUUGGUAAAGCUGGAUUAUUAGUCAAACAUAAUAGUAAUGGUAAUAGUAAUGGUAAUGGUGAGAUUUAUAUGAUUGAAUGUCGUGGUAAGAAAGAAUUUAAAACUUUAUAUGAAAUUUUUUUAAAACCAUAA